Molecule: messenger RNA, 4887 nt
Organism: Drosophila simulans
Lineage: Eukaryota; Metazoa; Arthropoda; Insecta; Diptera; Drosophilidae
Exons: 3
Coding region: 2401-4662 (753 amino acids)
Source: RefSeq, a predicted model, not a curated record
GGUAAUUCAAAAAGAAUCGGUAUUUAUGCUAAUACCAGAGUUAAUUAGAGCUGGCUGGUAGCCAGGUAGACACAUAACCCUGCGAGUAUUCCCCCGCUAAGCUGAAAUCAGGUGUGCCUGCUGCCAUAUGGCCACACGACGUAUGAAUCAUAUUUGAAUUAUACGUGCGUAUACGUGAUUUUUUCCCAACUUGUGGCAACGUCGUGUGAAACGAAACGGGAAGCGGGAAGGCGGCAAUAAGCUAAUUAUGCGGCUGCUUUAAAUAUUUUUCACUUCGUCCGCUUUCGUUAUAAUUUCAAGUUUUCUUUUUAGUUGUUGUUGUCGUUAACUGUCGUCUCAUUAAUUAAACGGACGUGGAACGUCGCCAUUACUAGAGCCGAAGAAAAAUGAUUUGGCAAGUGUGCGCAGGGCCUGCCCUAAUAAUUUUGGCAUUAGCUUUUUAGUUCAUUUCAAAUUUUUUAGUUAAUGGCAUUGCUGACAGAAAGAUGAUCCCAAAAUAAACGCAAGACGAGCAUUUUUUCAAAUUUCACAAUGCAUUUAACACUGAACAUAUGUGCAGGGACAUAGAUACACUUUUUCUUAUUUCCCAAUGUCUGCGUUUCCUGUCGCGUGGCAAGCUCGCUUUUUGAUUUAUCUUUUCACCGAUGCUCGUGCGGUUUUGUCUUUGGAUUCAACAUAGACGCAUACGUACAGACACUUAGCUUCCGCAGAAGCUACAACAACAACAUGUUGUCCGGGCUGUGGCCUAAAUAUUCUAUUUGCAGGCCCCAUUUUCAUAUUUAUUUGUUCUGCGAUGCGGUUGCAUCUGUCAGAUGCAGAAAUAAAAAGUCGAGAGCAGCGGUGCGUUUCAUAUCAAUGGGAACAAGUUUUCCUUUACGAGACUAGUAAUGGAGUUCUGUAUUUUGUGAUUUUCGGUUAGCAAGAAUUUUUUAUAGUACUGCUUCUUUUUAACGCAUACCAAGUACUUUUCUUGCUGUGCAUCCGCAUAUCGCAGAAGUUAUUAUACGAUCUGCUAAACAAUAAACACAAAACUUCAGCCGCUGCCCUUUUGGCCAUUUGGAAGCGUUUUGCUAAACAUUUUUAGAACUAUGCCGUACGCUGGCACACAAACAUUGCAUAUAUAUAAACCCGUCUAUAUGUCGGUGCCUCUGCUUAAUCGGCCAAAAACGAGGAACGUAUAAAACCGUCAUAAGAAUCGGAGCGCAAAGUUCUCUGGCCAGCAUAUGGGAAAAUUUGUUGUUCAAUGUGCGUGUGCAUGUGCGUUUCUCUAGCGAAUUUUCCCAAGCAGCUUUUCCUUGGCGUUCAGUUUGAGUUGGAUCGCCGUUGGCUACGUGCGACGCCGCCUGGUCUUUUCCGAUAUUUUAUAAUUAUUUUUUAAUUGCCGCGUCUUUCCUUACGUUGCGUUCGUGUUCCUUUGUCUCUAGUGUUAAAUAAGAAAAAUCCACUGAAUGUGGAAUGAAAUAAUAAUAAAAAUAAUAAUGAAAUAAUCGAAGUAAGCUCGCGAAAGGCACGCACACACGCUAUAUAAGUGAGAAUUCACUGGCUGAGCUUGUCAUUAACUCCUCGACAUUACGCAUACGCAGCGUGUGCUGCAAGUUCUAUGCGGUUAUCCAUCCGAAAUUGCGUAAUUCUCUGUUUGGAUAGUCAGCUCUGCACUCAGUUUCUCAGAAUUCUUUUUGGGGUCAUCUUGCAAUUUUGGCGUAACGAAAAAUAAAUCUUGUUAAAAAUAAAAUCACAUAAAUUUAGAAACACGAAUCUUACAAAAGCUAAGAAAAACCGAAAGUGUUUUCGUUCCGCCCCAUCCAUUUGCUAACCCCCGCGACUAUAGUGUGUGUGCGUUUUUGUCGAAUGAAGCUAAAAAUAGUGAAAACAAAAAAGCCAAAUUAAUAUAGUUCAAACUGAGUGUAACGAAUUUUACGGUUUAUUAAAACGAAAAAAAGAAUUAACUAAAAAGUGGUGUAAAAAAUACAGGAUUUGAAAAAAAAACCCGAGAAAUUCAUAUCAUUAUAAACAUUAAAAGAAUUGCUUGAAUUCGCCUAAAUUGUAUACAAUUCCAAGGAAAAGUUUUAAAAAUUAUAAACAAUGUGUGGGGAUGUUACCACAAAUUGUUGAUAUAAAAUUACCUUUAAACAGUUGGAAUUCAACAGGCAUUUAAGCCUUUAAUAUAUAGCAUUUAUUCAAUGUUUGGUCGACAAUAGGAACUAUCAAAGCGGCUUCUCGAUAUUUUUAGCAGGAAUAUAAAUUUUGUGUGUGACGUAUAUACAUUUAUAUAUAUUUAUAUAUGUAGUAUAAAGUGCGUGAGUGUAUUUAUGUGAAUAUAUCGAUGGCACCUUGAUCCACAACAUAACCACAGCCAAAAUGUGUUCAUGCCACGAUCGCAAAACAAGUGUUUAGGGAGUUAUGAGCACGCCCACGCCCACCCCGGGGGCGGUUCAGGGCCAGGAGGUUCCACUGCCCCAUGAACUGACCGCCGAGUGGACCGUGCGAGCACAUCUAACUUUUGCCCGAGCUGGUGAAACGGUGCAAAAGGAGUUCAGUGCUCCGGAGACUGUGCAUCCGAUGCGCGUGGUCUAUAAGUGGUGUACGCCCUGCGAGGACCCAGAAACAGAACAGGAUGUGGACAAGACAGCGGCUACUGCGGGAACCAGCUUCCGUUCCACAAACUCCUCGGCCACCACCAAUGCGGAUUCGGCAUUUGGCAGUCCACAUGCUUCGAGAGCGCUUAACAAACCACCUGUGUCCACUGAUUGCGCCGCUCCUCUGGGAGCCACUGCCCAAGUGUGUGGAACCCGCUGCCGCAGCACCUGCAACAUUAUGGUGUCCGCGGUGGCAGAUUUCUUGCCUCAGGAGGCGGGAACCGGGUCAGCGAAUGAGCCCUUUGUGUACCACAGCAAAGUGCGAGCACAGCAGCUAAAGGAUGCCUUCUCCCAGACAAGCGACACGGAGGAGCAGCCAGCCAAGAGACGUCCAGCUUAUGAGCAACGAAGGGCCACCACCGAAGCACUGAUGAAUUUUGCCAGCAAGCGACAAGCGGAGGAGGCUAACACCUAUGUGCCAACCUAUUCGCCCACGCCCACAACACCUUCGUCUACAUUUAAGUCGGCAUCGAUGUCGAGAAUUCCACCGCUAGCUGGCAACAUAAGCCAAGGAACAGCUCCUAAGAUACCCAAUUUGGGCGAGAAGAAACCCCGCACUGUUCACAUCGAUGUCUACUGCACUGGUUCAGAGGGAGAUGAGGAGGAGGAAGCCGAUGAUGAGAGGCAGGCAGAUGAAGAGCCCUCCAGCUCCUCCGACUCCGAGCUGGCUGGUAGCAAGCGAUACGAACUGGACUCGAAUUCCACCCCUCAAACCGUGCUGGACAAUGAGCAGAUGCUACUGCGCCAUCAGAGAAUCUCUGGGGGAGCUAUGCCCAGGCGUUUGGCUCAGAAUCAGGGGAAAAACAAAGUGGGAAACCAGCAGCAAGGCAAUCUAAAUUUGGGUCAUGCCAUUACAAAGUGCAGCACAGCCGAGGAAGUGUGCGAGUCCAAGCAGUUGCUUUUCCGCAAACACAUUGGUGAUCAGCGGGCGGCCAAAUUGGCCAAUUUACGCCAGAAAUACAUGCGCCAGCCCAGCGAUGAGACCAUCAGCAGCACAUACCCUAACUCCUCGAGAUCUACGAUGCCAAGGGAUGCCACCUGCAGCAGCAUUUCCAGUGCCGUGGGAGGAACGGAUUGCGUGGAUUCAUCCUGGAAGGAUACAGACGAUAUAGAUACACCAUUAGCAUCUUUUGGCUUGACCAAAUCCGAUAGCUUUGACUAUGAGAACUCGCUUGAUCGCCUGCGGAUAAGCCAGAUGGAGCGCCUUUGGUCCCGUCAGCACUCUUUGGACCAGGGUCACGCACAAACCCAUCUGGGAGCACCAACCCCACAUGCCUUGCAGACAAUCACGGAGGUGCAGUCGCAACGAAGUUCCUUUCAGCGAAGCGAUACCAUACCCUCGGAAUCGGAUGGCUUCUCCGAUGCCAAUGGAUUCAAUACCUAUCCGGGAAGGCAGUCGCAAUUGCAGCAGAUCUCGCACUUCCCUCGUAAUCGGCCUGGUUUUCUGCAGUUCUUUGGACCCUCCGGUGGUCCCGACGUUGUAGCACAACCCACUCCGCCAGCCACUGCACCUGUUCAACCCGCUGCGUCCGCUACUACCGAUCCCUUUCGUCUGCUCCACCCGAGUUUUCGAUGGAAGAGCGAAGCGCGCGAUAACCUAAGCGUGCAGGUUGCUUCCGGAUCACCCUCUUCCGAGCGUAGUUCGCCACAACUCCUGUCCACUGCGACCACAGUGGUGCGUUGUGGCAGUGAGGCGCCGCCAAGCACCACCUCCGCUAGUACUUUUGGGACCGCAGUGACGCCUUCGCCAAUUGCAGUGCGGCGUUUUGAAAUCUCACGCGACAGUCCAAGUCUCGCAAGUGAAGCAUCCACUUCCGUUUCCGGGUACACCCACGAGCAUUUGGAGAAGGCGCGUCGCUUCGGCAACGUUGUGGCCAUGAGAAAACCCGGCCAUCAUGUAGGACCCACCAAGAAUCCGAAUUGUCAAUGCGAAAGCUGUCAGCGUUGGCUGGCCGAGAGGUUUCAGCUGCGCGGAAGAGCCUUCUCUCUAGGCGAGAAGCCCUUAUUAAGACGUCCACAGCUAUAAAAUCACUUCGGGCUCACUUUUCUUUGUCUUAGGCUUGCAUUUAACACAUUGCUUUUCAGAUUGAUACGCUCCCUAUUAACCCAACACCCAAAUCCGAACCUAAAUCCAACUUUAUUUCCGAUUAGUUGUAAGCCAUGUAAGCGAAUGUUCCUCACGCAAAACACAAUUUGUGCGCUGAAUCAAUUUAAUGUUGUAAUAAAAUAAAGCAAUAGUUUUAACUAGAAA